Fusarium odoratissimum NRRL 54006 is the source of this 8163-nucleotide messenger RNA. RefSeq lists its product as uncharacterized. The transcript is spliced from 5 exons. Gene Ontology annotation, cellular component: membrane. Gene Ontology annotation, molecular function: monoatomic cation transmembrane transporter activity. Bases 483 to 2249 code for a protein of 588 amino acids. The record is from RefSeq and is a predicted model, not a curated record. Gene Ontology annotation, biological process: monoatomic cation transport; transmembrane transport. Lineage: Eukaryota; Fungi; Ascomycota; Sordariomycetes; Hypocreales; Nectriaceae.
CUUCAGCUAAAGAGCCAAGGGCCCAAAUCUCAAAGGGGCGCCAGGGUCUGUAUGGAUGCUGUGGCGGAGCCUCCAGCAAGCAUGUGGGCGAAUAGCUUUGAUGCAUUGGAUCUAAUCAAUCUCUCUCCUCUCCAUAUUCAAAAUCUUUUUUGCCUCGCUGGACUCGGAGAGAGGCCCCUUCUUCAAGUCAAUCUUUGUUAAUGUUUGUUCAUUAUAUUGUCAGUGUCCUUUUUGGCUAAUCUUAUUUCUCUUUGGUGAGGCGGAAGCUCGGAAAAACAACGUUUUGACUACUAACUUAAGGUACGGCACCUACCUAGUCGCAAUUGUUUCUACUUUACGCUUCAAAACCCUGGCAAUACUUCAAACCUGACUCGUUACACGUUUUAUCUUAUUUUUCUUCGCGAUAUAUAAUUGCGCCUCCUCCAUCCUAACCACCCAAUUCUCCCGCCAGUCGCUGCGAAAAAGCGACAUCUUUUGCGACAAUGAGCUCUCCAAACACUCCCUCAAAGCAUGGUAGCCAUGCUCAAUUACGGCGCCCUUCUCUCCUCUCAAACGAGGAUAGCCACAACCCUCUGGGCACGCGCAGUGGCGCCCUCCAGUCCCUCAUCCGCAGUCGCUCUCACCAGAGCAUACAGAGCUUGAGCAGUUCUGUUCCCGCGCAUCCUCCUUCUUUCUGGAUGGGACCUGACGAUGAGGAGACUGGACUGCUCCGCCACGACCAUGAUGAGCUUGGCAAGCUGCUCGCUGAUGAGCGCCGCCUCACCCAACUGCUUCACGGCCCCCAGAACCGCAGCGCCAAACUCAUUGGCAGAAGCAACCCUCGAUAUCGAUGGGAGCAGUACUGGAAGCCUGAGGAGGAGCUGGCUGCUAUGUCCAAACCACUGCGCGAGUACUAUGAGAGAACAAAUGAGUUGAUUCAGCAAUAUCUGUACAUCGAUGCUCUCCUCGACUCCGCUAUCCCCCACGAUCUCCUCAACGAGUAUCAAGCAGAGCUUGAAGCUUCUGCAUUCCGACCACUUGACGUCCCAGAUACCAUCAACGAGGAGCCCUCCACUACAUCCGACUCCCCCCCUCUCACUGGAUCAACUCCUGUAUCCGCAUCUAUCACUCCAGGCUCCUAUGGCACUGUCAGUGUCAAGCCUAGCAAUUCGACCACAAAGCUCCCUGCUACGCGCACACCUCAAGAUAUCUUCCGUUCCUCCGAGAACUUGCCACUUCUUCAGCGUCAGGAUCAAUCCGAGGACGAAGACGAGGAGCAACCUCCGCGACCUGCUAGCCAAGAAGAUGACAACGGCCCCAAGCCCUUGUUACCUUGGUUGGAAGAUGCUGAAAUCGACAGCGACGACCCCAUCGUGACAUUGGCCAUCUGGGUAAACUUCAUUGCCAAUGCCAUUUUACUCGCUGGAAAGCUUGUUGUCAUAGUCUCAGUGCCUUCAAUGUCCGUCCUUGCCAGUUUGGUAGAUGCUGUGCUAGAUUUCCUCAGUACCGUCAUCGUAUGGAUUACUACGCGUCUCAUCUCGUCCAGUCAUCAAGACCAAUAUAGCUAUCCUGUUGGUCGCCGCAAACUCGAACCACUUGGCGUCCUCGUCUUUUCCAUCAUCAUGAUCACAUCUUUCUGCCAAGUCGGACUCGAGUGUAUUUCUCGCCUCAUGGACCCUGAGCAUGCUAUUCUUGAGCUGGGUAUUCCAGCUAUUGCCAUCAUGGUUUCUACCAUCGUCAUCAAGGGUGCCUGCUGGAUCUGGUGUCGUGUCGUCAAGAACUCAAGUGUUAGAGCAUUGGCUGAGGAUGCAAAGACGGAUGUGAUCUUCAACACUGGUUCCAUCCUGUUCCCCAUCAUCGGCUACUAUGGGCGAAUCUGGUGGCUCGAUGCUGUCGGUGGCUUGCUCCUCUCCCUUGUUGUCAUCUUCAACUGGAGUCAGACCUCGGCACACCACGUCCGUAACCUUUCAGGCUUCUCCGCCCAACCUGACGAGCGAAACCUGCUGCUAUACUUGACCAUGCGCUUCGCCACUGCCAUUCGUCAGAUUCAAAAUUUGCGCGCCUAUCACGCUGGUGACAAACUCUUCGUCGAGGUCGAUAUUGUGCUCUCUGCUGCGACACCUCUCAAGGACAGUCACGAUCUUAGCGAGGUGCUGACAUACUUCCUCGAGUCUGUGCCAAUCGUUGACCGAGCAUUCGUCCACGUCGAUUAUACUAGUUAUAAUGCCCCGACUCAUAUGCUCAAAGGAUCUGCCGCAAAACAGAAAUAAGGCUGAGUUGCAACAAUAUAACGAGGCCAUGCGGAUUAGAUCCCCCGUUUGCAAGCGAGACGGGCAGACUAGUCGCCAGAGAUCUAAAGGGGCAUGGCAAUAUCCAAAGAGCUUGGGUGCAUAUAGAAGCGUGUUCAAGCGCGGAGCAGUUCUGUGGGAGCAUCAUAGUCGUUUUUGCAAAACCCUCAGUCGCUUCGGGAAGCGGAGCGAUUGUACUAUAUAUGUAUUAUCAAGAGUAUUAUCUCUCAAAAGAGUCGGAAAGGAAGACUAGACAAGCGCUAUAAUAACAAAAAAAAAACAUCAAGACCCAUUCACUACUGAUCGUCCUCUUGUGCCAUCCCUUAAUAGGGAAUGCCGUUAGUCAGAAGCUGGAACUGAUCGUAGAUACCUGUGCUGUGACUCGAGUAACUGGUCUUGAUGAGAUGUUUCAUGAAGUUGGCAGCGUCGCGCUCGCUCCUGUCAAGGACAAAACGCUCACGGAAAUGCUUGACACUCUCAGGCUUGAAGCAGGGCAGACCACUAUCCAUCAUGAGCCAGACGAUCUGGCUGAGCUUCUCGCAAUACUGACGACUGGCCAAGAAAGCCUUUACGCAGAGUUCCUCGAAGGCCUUGAAACUCUGGUGCUCCAUUGAACCACCCAUGACCGCCACCAUCUCGGUUGUGAGCUUGAAGGGGGCACGCUCGAACUUGAUACCACCUGGGGCGAUAUCAAAGCAGAAACCGAAAUCAAUGUGUAGGAUAUGGCCCGCGUCGUCAAUCAUGAUGUUGCCGUUGUGUCUAUCCUUGAAUUGUAACAAGUAGGAAAUGACUGAGUAGGCCGCCAUGGACUUGACGAAGUUGCUGCGGGCUCGCUGGAAUCGGAGCGAGUUCUCAUUGCCGUAUUUGGAGAUGAAGUAGUCAUACAAACCAUUGACAGCCUCACGACCAAGCAUAUCUCGUGAGAUCGAGUUGGGCAGCACGUCGAUGACACCACAGCCAGGGGCUGUGGCAGUGACUCGAUAAGGGAAGACGUAGACAUCUAGGCCGACAUCGUGGAAUAUGCCUCGGAACGCUGCAAUCAUCUGCAGCGCCAGGACAUCCUGUCGACAAUCAUCGCCGACCUUGAAAAUGGCCGACUGCCAGACUUCAACAGUCCUCUCUGGUGUUCCAUGAUCUUCUCCGUCAUUCUCCUCCAUCAUCUCAUCCACCUCAGAAACGCCUCCUUUGUUCUUCUGAAUACGGAAUGUGGCCAUGUACGGAGCCUUGGCGUGACUCUGUAGAGGCUUGCCAGACUUGCGAUCAAUGCCGAUAACAACACCAUCAGGGUUACUAGGAAGAUAAACGCCGACCUCAACUUUGAUUUUGCGCAGCUCUUCUUCAAUUUUUUGCUUCUUCUCCGGCUUCGACUUCUUAAUGAAGGGCUUAAGCUUCCCAGAAAUGUCAGUGACUUCGUCAAAGAAAGAAAACUCUUUCUCAUAAAAGUCGCGGUCUUCAGCGGCGAAACCGUCAACCAUCUGAGUCAUGACCGUAUCGAGAGUUGGUUUGAUUUCGUCAGGGAUCUGAGCGUCAUCGUCCUUGUACGAAUUGGCCUUCAUGUUCCAGAUGAUCUGGUGAGCGAACAGCUGGGAAAACUGAGCUGUUUCGAGGAUAUAGCGCUUAACAUAUCCAAGGCUAUCGUAGCGGAGAGACUGGACAAUUUGGGGAACAUAAAAGAAUGUUACGUCGACAGAAUGGCUUUCCAGCGCACGCAUGGCGUACUGAAUAAUGAACGGGUGCGACUGGUAGGCGGGCAAGAACAUGGUAACGGCUGUUACGGGGUUCACAGGCUCCCAGUACAAUAAAUACUGCCCAACGUUAGUAUUGCAAUGUCAGUCAGGGUACGAAACCUACCUUGAGUUGUUGCGAAGCGACAUCAUCGGGAAGAAAUCCUCCAAAGAUCAGGUGCAGAGCCUCAGGCUCGAAAAUGGCCUUUUCAGGCAUGGUGAGAAGCAAGAACCUGAUAUCACGCUGCAGGCGAGGGAAUGGAAACCUAGUUGCGAGUUCGAUCGCAAUAGCUGGGUCCUGCCACCAUGCAGUUCUAAUGAGUGGUAAGAGUGCAGCCUCGGUCGGUGCCUUACCAGCAGUUUGAGUCAAUGCUUGAUUGCUCGCAUUGUUGAGUGGGUUUACCCAGACGAUUAGGCGCAGUUGUUCAUUUCUGAGCAGGAGGUCGAGCAGCUGCUCUUUGGACUGCAGAGACUUGACAUUGCCGACAGUUUGGGCGCCUAUAAAAGAGACCUGUUGGAGGGCCGCCAAGACAUCAGAGAUAAGACGGAUCUCGGUCUUCAUCUGCAAUAAGUUACUUCCGAAUGACCACUUGGGUGCAGACCUGAACCAAGACAGGCCGGCCGUAAGAAGUCGCUCCUUGAGCCUCCACUGUGCUGCAGGCUUGAGAGUGGUGCUGGAACGUAGGACGCGGAGACCAAAUAAGACGAUUUGGAAUCGAAUCUCUCUGGCCAUUGGAUGAGUUGCAGAUUGCUUCAUUGCCUCCAGUGUAAGAUCAAUCAUCCGGAGGAACACCUUCUGGAUAUCAGGGCUACCGAGCCUGGUAGCGUUAUAAUGACUGGCAAAGAAUUGGAGCAGUCGAGUAUGGGGAGAGAGAAUGUCAUGCACAAUUUGCUUCUUCUUGGCUAGAGCUUCCAGUUCGCUGGGCGCAAAUUCCUCCUUCAAGAAGAAGGGGUCAACAUGAUUCAGUGUUGGGCUGAAAAGGCCGACCUUUCGCGUAAGAGUGAACUCCCAUUGCUGGACGAUCUCAUUUAGCAGUCUCGACUCCUGCCUUGGGUUUUCGUUGAUUACACCAAGCCAUAAGGAGACACCCAAGUUGAUAGAUUGCUUGGUGAAUAGGGCGAACGGAAUGCUCACAAGGUGAUGAGCAACAGCAGCUUCAUCCUUGCUCGUGCGGCAAAGAAGUGCUGCUGCCCUACGAAGAAUAUCUCGGACUUCAGUGAUGGAUGUACUCUUCUUGCUGAGAAUUCUUGCCUCAACAUGAGCGAGUGCAGUAGUGGCAUUGGCACUCUCCUUCACAGAUGACUGCACAAAUGACAAGCGACGGUUGUGAUUCAUGAAGCUCAUAAGUUCUGUACCACGAUCCGGAAGCGUCUCGCCAUACCGAUAUUCUUGGCGAGUUGUGUACUGCGCAACAAAGGCAGAGGCUGUGUUGACACUCGAGUUGCCAAUCUUGUCCAUGGAUUGGAGACGAUUGUCUGUUGAUGGAAUAAUUGAUCCUAGCUCAAGAGCAAAAGACCUUCCCAAAGAGACAUGGCCGUAAGCGCCUUCGUCACUGAACUCCGAGAGAUAUGUCUGCAGAAUUCCCUUGACAUCGAGAGGAGAGAGGUUGAUAGCAGAAUUGACCCAUACCCUGGCCUUGCGGUUAAGGAUAUCUACCGUCCAUCUUCGAAAAUCAUAGUCGUCUGAAAGCUGCACAGUCACUCCGCCAAGUUCUGACGUAAAAGUGGACCUAGGAGCAUAAACAUCUGUCUCGGCUUCCAAGCAGCUAGACCACAUAAGCGAGAGCAGUUCAAUCAGUGCGAAGAGUGACGACCUAUAGCAAAGGGCUGAAGGAAUUUCACGGAGGAAGCGAUCGGCGCAAACAAACGCGGCUUGCUGGACUCGCUCGAUACGGUGGCAGCAGCUACAGAAGAUGGUAGCGAGCUGCUCGGCAGCGUACUGGGCAGAAAAGGUUGGUUCGGCGCCGCUUUGAGUCUUUUGAAUAUACUUAUCCAUGACAGCAGCUGCAACACCCUCCAUGGCGCUGCUCAGCUCUCCCUUGGACAUGCUCGGUUCCAGGAAAUAGGACAGAACCUUGGUGCAAUCACCUGAGUCGGCUCGAAGAAUUUCCAUCAGGUAAGCUGCUUGCAAGAAGAUCACCUUGCGAUAGCUGAGGCUCCUAAUCUCAUUGGACUUGGAGGGUACAAGAUCACUCAAAAGCUUCUUCUGCAGAGACUCUCUAUCGUUGCUCAUACCACGUCGUAAGACAGUAUUGAGCUCGAUAUCACUUUCGACCUGCUCACCUCGCUGCUCGGCCACAAGAGGUGGGGAGUGAAUAGCAAUCAUACGCAAUUCUCUCAUAUACUGUUUGCCACGAUCUGUGUUGGUGGUAAAGCCGUGAACCACGAUGUUGAACCAAGCGUCUCGAAGCAGAGAAUACGUCUCGUCAUCGGCGAUGGGCUCGAAAGCAAAAUCGUUCGUGGACAUAAAAAUUGCCAGCGGAUGAAGAAGUUCCGCGAUCUCCUUUGCAGCCAUUUGUACGUCAGAUUCCUUGGUAUGUCCAGACGAAUGUACAUCACCAAGUCCGAUGAUGCUGUCAAGCAAGUGUUCAUAGUAUAUACCAAACAGCUGCGAGUCACGUCGUAGGUUGGCAGAAAUGAAAGUGCGAGCAUUUCUCACCUACACAAAUCAGUAUAUAUCAAAGUAUAGAAAGUCAUAUUCACUUACAGCUUCCAGUAAGAAUAGCUGGUUUUCGACAACCCCAGUAUGACACAGUUUACUAAACAACUUGAGCAAAGAGCGAAACUCGAGUUGUCCGCCCUCGAGAGCCAGAGCAGCUGCUCCACUGAUAAUCCGGGCAUCCACGCCUGUAUUGACCUUUUCGAGCUUCUGCUGAAGCAUAGACUGAGCCAGUGCGGUAAUUUUCUCAUCCUUGAAAGCAGCAGCAAUCCCACAGAUGGUUUGCACGACAUUGCCUGAAACGAUCGCAGUCUCCUCCUCGCCAUACAUCUGUAGUGAAAUCGAGCUCCCAAUGGACCGACGAUUGGUAUAAAUGGCGUUAAGUCCUGUUUCACUUGCCGUUCCAUCAAUCUGAUCGUUCACAAACGCUUGGUCCGACCCAGGGCUGAGUACGUUGCCCAGGGUAUACAAUGUGCCGAUGACAGCAUCCUUCGAGAGCAUUUUGAGAGCAUAAGCCAAGCUAUUGGAAGCUAUAGUGACAAUAUCUUUCUGCGGGGCAUCCUGAACGAUGAACCUAGGUAGGAUGCGGCUGACAUUAGACGAGAAGGAUGGUGAGAUCUGGCAGAUCAGGGCCAAACAUCGCAACGUGACCGAGGCAAGAGUAGGGUCAGCCAUCUGAACAGAGUCAUCCAGGGUUUCCUGAAGCCAGUUCAUGAGAAUCUCUGUAUCAGCAGCAUCUUCAUUGAGCAGAGCGCAAUUCAAGUAGGAAAUGAGCGCCGCAGCCUUCACAGCGUAAGCGAGACUCUGCUGGUCAGGAGAUCCCAUGCGGAUAAAGUCAGCACCACCUUCGAUAUACUGGAUCUCUUCAAUGGCCAGGGCAGCAUAUUCCUCAACCGUCUUGAAGUCUGCUUCGAGCGCAGAGGACGCGAUAUUGCAAAGAUCUUCACCCUGGGCAAUGUAGAUAUCCAGCACGUGAGACUCUCGCAGAGAACGAGGGUCUUUUACCAUCAGUGAAGUGCUGGAGACAAUAAGAUGAGCGAAGCUUCGGUGCAGGAGCAUAGCUCCGAGAGGUCGUCCAGAGGAGGCAUAGUGGCGCAGGUAUCUCUUCCAUUCUUUGACCUCGCGAUCCUGGCUAUGGCAGUUGCGAAUGGUGGAUAGUGCUGUUUCCACAGCGAUAAGGAAAGGCUCAGAAAGCAACUCUCUGAUUUUCUUGAUCAUGGCCAGUCGACCGCCAGCUCUCCAGAAGUCGGCCUGAGCGGCUGCCGCAUCCAAAAAUCCGAGCAGGGCCACGGCAAUUGUCACAGUUCGAAUUGCAUCCUCCAGGUGAGGAUUCUCAGGAUCUCCUGCUUGAGGUGAGAUAAUGCUCUCGGUAGCUCGUCUACAAGAGUUCACGAAGGCCCAGAUCUUAUCGGUCACAUUCUCCUGAAGCUCAUCGUAAUUGAUGCCAAGUGCCAGCAGGGCCCCUGUCACAUGAAAGGCUAGGGCCUCGGUCGGGGACGGGUCGAUCUUUCGG